Messenger RNA from Trichomycterus rosablanca, 5797 nucleotides. It is a transcript of the gene sik2b, whose product is annotated as salt-inducible kinase 2b. NCBI's taxonomy places the organism in Eukaryota, Metazoa, Chordata, Actinopteri, Siluriformes, Trichomycteridae. Gene Ontology annotation, molecular function: protein serine/threonine kinase activity; ATP binding. The record is from RefSeq and is a predicted model, not a curated record. Gene Ontology annotation, cellular component: cytoplasm. Gene Ontology annotation, biological process: intracellular signal transduction; protein phosphorylation. The transcript has 15 exons. The coding region runs from base 279 to 2936 and encodes 885 amino acids.
CUCACACCAGCGAGUGAUCAGACACCGGCACCUGCGCAGACACCAGUACAGCUCUAUUGUACAGACAGAAGGAGGAGGAAGGGGUUCACUUUGACACGGUCCAGUUUCUCUCCCAGUUCACUUCACCAGCGCUCGCACCGUGCCGGCGCUCCCCACAGACAUGGUUUCGCUCUCUCCCAGUUCGGGCGGCUCGGUUCGCACCCGUGACCUGUCUCUGAGUCGAGCCUGAAGUGUCGGGACUGUCCGGUCCUCCUGCCCCCGUGUCCCCGCCGUGCAGCAUGGUCAUGGCCGACUGUGAACCGAAAGCGGCGCUGCGCGCUCCGGUGCGUGUGGGCUUCUACGAUAUCGAGCGAACUCUGGGCAAAGGGAACUUCGCUGUGGUCAAACUGGCCAAGCACAGAAUAACCAAAACUGAGGUGGCCAUAAAGAUCAUAGACAAGACCCAGCUGGACUCGGUGAACCUGGAGAAGAUCUAUCGCGAGGUGAAGAUCAUGAAACUGCUGGACCACCCACAUAUCAUUAAGCUGUACCAGGUCAUGGAGACCAAGAAUAUGCUCUACCUUGUGACGGAGUACGCCAUUAACGGGGAAAUUUUUGACUACCUGGCCAAGCAUGGGCGACUGAGUGAGCCUGAAGCCCGGCGCAAGUUCUGGCAGAUUCUGUCGGCGGUGGAAUAUUGCCACAACCGUAACGUCGUACACCGGGACCUGAAGGCGGAGAACCUGCUGCUGGACGGACACAUGAACAUCAAGAUUGCAGAUUUCGGCUUUGCGAACUUCUUCCAGCCAGGAGAGCCUUUAGCAACGUGGUGUGGGAGUCCACCAUACGCUGCACCGGAAGUGUUCGAGGGGCAGGAGUACGAGGGUCCUCUGCUGGACAUCUGGAGUUUGGGUGUGGUCCUUUACGUGCUGGUUUGUGGGGCCCUGCCUUUCGAUGGUCCCUCACUACCCGUGUUGAGGCAGCGUGUGUUGGAGGGCCGUUUCCGAAUCCCGUACUUCAUGACUGAAGAUUGUGAGCACCUGAUCAGGCGGAUGCUGGUCCUGGACCCGUCCAAGCGCCUCUCGGUGGCUCAGAUUAAGGAGCAUAAGUGGAUGGUGCUGGACGUUCCCGUACAGAGACCAAUGCUGUAUCAACAGAGCAGCAAAGCCGAGGGCGACGUCAGCCUGGCCGAGUACAGCGAGCAGGUGCUGCGGCUCAUGCACAGCCUGGGGAUCGACCAGCACAAGACCAUCGAGUCUCUACAGAACAAAAGCUACAACCACUUUGCUGCGAUCUACUACCUGCUGGUAGAGAGGCUGAAGGCUCACCGGUCCAGUUUCCCCGUGGAGCCGCGUCUGGACGCCCGUCAGCGCAGGCCCAGUACCAUCGCCGAGCAGACCAUGGUGAAUUCGAGCAGCGGCGCUCCUCAGGUGAGCCUCCUGCCUCAGAAUGUGCGCCUGCUCCGAUCCCUGGCUGUGCCCCAGGCCGCCGCUGACUCCUACACCUACCCGCAGUCCUCCUGUGUACCCGAUCACAGCUUCAUGGAAGAGGAGGUGGGAACUCCUAAAGUGGACGGCUGCAUGCUGGACCCUCUGCCUCCGGUUGUCGUGCGCAAGUCCAGCACGUCGUCGCCCAGCAACAUGAUGGAGACGUCUAUAGACGAAGGCAUCGAGACGGAGGACCCGGAUGCAGAGGAGGAGGCGGCGCACGCCUUCAACGCCUACCAGACGGCGCGCUUCGGCCAGCGGAGACACACGCUCUCGGAGGUCACCAACCAGCCAGGGGUCCUCAGCAGCGCAGGAAAACUGUUCUCACUGGGCAGCCUGGACUCGGAGUACGACACCGGCUCCGUGCACAGUGACCUGAGCCUCCUGGAGGACACGUCCUCCAUCAACGAGGUCGCUCUGGCCAACGCGUCCGUCAGCCGAGUGACUCCGCCCUUCAUCAGCCGGGUGACACCGCCCAACCCUGCCAUGCACAUGCUGAACUCGCACAGCAGAGAGACCCACAACCGCUCGCCCGUCAGCUUCCGAGAGGGACGCCGCGCCUCCGAUACCUCACUCACACAAGGCCUGGUGGCGUUUCGGCAGCAUCUACAGAACCUGGCUCGAGCGAAGGGCAUCCUGGAGCUCAACAAGGUUUAUGAGCAGAUGGGCUCGGCAGAGAAUCCCUCGUUUGGGCCUCUGAACCCCCACACACACCCGCACGACCCUUUGGACACUUUACUGCAGGGAGCAGAAGCUCACCCGCAUGACAUGGCGUUGUACCCUGGUGCCCAUCCGGCCCUGCUGUCCAGGAGACAGAGUCUGGAGCCCCAGUACCCCGCACACAUGAUCCAGAAAGCGAGCUUGAUGACCAGCCCCGGUAGUUGCCAGAUGUUCUGCAAGGAGACCCCACGUAGCCUAGAACAGCAGCUGGCCGAGCACAGGUUGCAGCAGAAGAGGAUUUAUCUUCAGCAGCAGUCUCAAAUGCAGGCCUAUUUUAACCAGAUGCACAUAGUGGAGGGUCCCUACGCCCCCUGCCCACCGAUGAGCCAUCAGGACUCUGUAGCGCCCCCUCAGGCUCAAUGCUCUAUAUCACACCAGCAGCAGAACGCCCAGCCUUUUAGUUCUUUGAUGGAACCUGGCACUGAACCCCUGGCCUACGAUCCCUACCUGGGUCAUUACGCCCACCUGCAGGCCUCUACGUUGCCGGCUGGUAUUCCCACCCAGCUUCAGCUCCAAGGCCCGCAGCUGUACAGCUAUCAAACCCAGGAGCAGGGUCAGUGCCAGCCGGCCGAAGUUCUGUACCAGAAGCAAUACGAUCUCCCGCUAGAGCCUGGACAUCCACCUUCAACGUGCAUCGUGGCUGGAGCGCCAGCGCCUGGAAAAGAAGGCACGAAGAUGACCGAAGCCCUAGUGGACAGUGAGAUGAUGGAGACUGUGGACGCGCAGCACGGCUUUGUGCUGGUGAACUAGGCCUGAUGGGUUGUAAGGGAUACAGAGUUUUACCCUGAGAUUGGCUUAGGUUGAUGUGAGUUGGAGGAAGGGAUGAUGGUACGGCAAAUUACCGGUUUGCGCGAUGAGAACCUUUCGGUUGCGUUCUUUUCCGUUUUUCGACCCGCCUCCCUGACUCCCUCCUUGCUCUCCAGUGCCGGCGUUCAUGGCUGAGUUUCCGGGAGGACGCCGGUGGAGGAGCGUUGCUGGAGCUCUACGAGUGACCUCUCGUCUCCUCACGGGCUGACCAACAGCUGGGUCAGCUGACCGCCGGAUUUUACGUAGCACACGAUGCCGAGAUGCCCGACUGCCCGGCUGCCGAGAGCCUGGCUAAGAGCACAAAUCCUUGAGGUUUUCGUAUCAACAUAGGACAAAUGCUUAGCAUCUUUCUGCAGGCUAUCUGAAUACAAAAGGAUGAUGCUCAGUGUGCACACUUGUGGAGUGUAGUGUUAAUAAUAAAAACUUAUGGCAAUACUGAAGCAAUAUACACUCACAGGACUGAGAAGAGUGGACAAAGCCAUACAUCAAGCAUCAAGGUUCCAUAUUGAUCCUCUGUCACCAUCCGAGUACUGUUAGCUCCAGAGUUAUCGGCACACUUGGUACCCUUGGAGUAAUAAAAAAGCUCAAGAUAAAAAUUGGUGUAGAUAAUGAGCUCAAUCCAACCGUGAAAAUAUGAAGGAAACGUAACUUAUUGGUCAAUUUAUUUCCAAACAACUGUUGCUAACAAAACCACCAAUUAUUAUUAUUAUUAUUGCACACGUGAGAGCACAGAGUCUUCUCCUAUAAUGCUUUAUAAGAUCAGAGAAUCCAAAAGCAUUCGUCAAUCCGGAGUCCUUCCCUGUGGACCUCCCCUAGGUCCUCUUGAACUCACUUAAAGUCGAUUCUGCCCUCAUUGAGUCAUUUUUGUGUGGAUUUGGAUGUGUGGCCUGCUCAAUUUACUACCAGUGUUUUUCCAUUUAGAAUCUCCUGGUACUUUGUGGAGUCUAUGAUGCCUUGAAAGGCUUCCAGGGCCUGUGGAAAACACUACCAGCAUUUUAGUGUACUGUGUAGCAGUUUUUAUAGCCUUUGCCAGAGAUAUAUAAUCUUCCCAUGGCCUGUCACCUCACCUCACCUCAUAUUCAUACCCCAGUCAAACAGAAAUGAAAUCAAUCAUGGAUGAACGAUUGAGUUUAGAAACGCUCAGGUUCGUGUAAUUUCUAGCCGUGCCAGUGGUUCUGAUAAUUCUGGAACUGACUGUUAGGGCGCAAUUACAUGAGAAGCGGCAAAACCGCUUUCGCUUUUGCGCCAGCUGUGCCGUUGUUUCCUAUGGAGUGUAACGGUGCUGCUUAGCUUGGGCGCGUUGGACUCACCUGUUCACCUGAUUUCAAAUCACCUCCAAUGAGACGAACUGUUUGAUAUGUUGCUGUAAAAGCGACUCAGGCCGUACGAACAAAGCUUAACGUGACUUAUUGUGUUAAAACAACGAGCGAGGACUUUCAUCAGUGAAGAGAACUUACCGCUAUGUUGUCUUUUAAUACAUUAAAUCACGUUAAGUAUUUUAGACUCUUGGAAAAGCUGAUUCUCACAAUUCCUCAGAACCUCAAGCUCGAACAGAAGUUUAAAAGUGAAACUGUGAGGAAAAUCCAGAUACACACAGAUACAUGUGGAGCUUUCAGACUGGAUCCACACAAAUGCAGAUUCGUCUCAAGCCAAGCACUGAGCAAAGCAGCGAUGAGCAAACGCUUCUCAUGUGAAUGUGCCCUAAAUGUCCGGCCUUCGUGUUCAGGUAGUUUCUGGUAGAAACGGCAGUUAAACAUUCGCCUGUUUAACUGUUCACCUCAAAUAAACACGGAAUGAAUCACAGCGUUCUUUAAACACUGUCAGUUACCACGAUGGAGCUGUACUGGAGGUGACCUCUGGGUGUGUUGACCACACACUCCUACAUUUUUGACUGAACACGUCCGACUACCUUUGACACUAAUGUGUGCUCAGCAAACUAAUACAGCCCAGAACGGACAGGACAAGCUUAGUCAUUUAACACUGGAUUACGGCCAACCGAUGGUGUUGGUUUUUAUACAGACUGAAUCUAAGCUGGUGUGGUUUUUAGCACUUGGCGAAUCUACUUGAAUAGGUAUGUGAUUACGAAAAUUGACGUAAUAGGAGAAACAGGCCGAGGCUUCGCAGGAGAGGCCAACAAAACACCAGAGCACGUUUUGUUUUCCCCAGGAAGCAAAAGGAAAUGUAGCGAAAGUGGAUGUAGCAGUCAGACAAGUCAAACCCGCUCUGCUCAUUCUGUCGAAUCCUGCUCACCGCAGUUAUAUAAACAGCACGUCGUUCUCUCCGGGGCGGUGAGAAUUCUGCUCAGUGUAGAAAACGGGGGGAAGAUCGUCACACGUCCUUUCAUAAGACGAGGAAUCAUUUCAGUGUGAUCCGUGCUCAGUGUGCCUUUUAGUUUUUCUUUUAAAAAUUCAAAUCCGAACGACCUCCUUUUAUUUCCUGAUUCUACUUCGGGUUUGACAUACACACUGAAUGGAAGUACACCCAGGCUUCUAUAGGUACAAAACCAAAGUCAUGGCUGAAGUUUCCCUGUACAACCCCACCGUGUGGAGUUCGAAGCUUCUCGGUUACUUUCUCUCUAAGUCGUGCUGUUUUGUCCGUUGGUGUUUCGCCAUUGAAAAGUAUUAAUAGCAAUAUUUGUUAUGAACAGCUAGAACAGAAUCAUGAAUGUGUUACAGUAUCAUCAUCAUUAUCAUCAUCAUCAUUACAGCUGCAGAAUAACAUAAAUCACUUCUGUGUUGAUUCUUACUGAUGUGAUCACACAAGCUAACCUGCUGUUCAGAUUAAAAAGGUUUAUCGAACAACAA